Drosophila sulfurigaster albostrigata is the source of this 823-nucleotide messenger RNA. Its product is annotated as inhibitory POU protein-like. The transcript is spliced from 3 exons. Gene Ontology annotation, molecular function: DNA-binding transcription factor activity, RNA polymerase II-specific; RNA polymerase II cis-regulatory region sequence-specific DNA binding. The record is from RefSeq and is a predicted model, not a curated record. Bases 363 to 746 code for a protein of 127 amino acids. Gene Ontology annotation, biological process: regulation of transcription by RNA polymerase II. NCBI's taxonomy places the organism in Eukaryota, Metazoa, Arthropoda, Insecta, Diptera, Drosophilidae.
CAUUCGAAGAAAUUAUUAUUUAUUUUAAAUUACAAGUAUUUAAAUUUAUUUGACAAAAUAAAAAACCUCUAAUACUAUGAGCAUAAUAAAAGACUUCAAAGAUAUUGCAAAAAUUAUAAAUUCUCUUAAAUGGGUGGACUGGCACAGUAUAUUUUUGGCAAUUCUGCAGUCAUGCCAAUACAUAGUAAGGACAAUGACAAGUUUAACAAGUCGAGUCCUUCAAAUUAUACGUCAGCUAAUCUGCGAAUUAAAAACUAUUGUCAGACCCCCCACAUUCUCCUAGAGCUCUGAAGAGGCUUGCUUUAGAUUGUAAAGAGCGACGGCACAGACUUGGAGUCUCGCAAGCCUAUAUCGGCAGGAUCAUGGCCAAGCUUCCUGGCCUGUGGUCACUGACCCAACAAACGAUUUCAAAACUGGAGAAUGGGCAGCUAUCACAUACAAACAUGAUUAAACUAAUGCCCCAUUAUGUGAAGGCCCUGGUGAUGGAGGAGUCGCGUCGGGAGCGGCCGGAUGCCCCGCUGGAGGAUCCCGAUGCGCCCAUCCUGCUGCGGAAGCGCGCAUGGAGAAGGCGGAAUUCAAUUAAACCAUCGGCCAAGCAAAAGCUGAAAGAAAAAUUUAAAGAAAAUCCGCGUCCAACCUAUGAAGAAAUCACUCGCAUAGCAUCCGAGAUUAAUUUAGAUUAUAUGGUGGUACGGAAUUGGUUUGCUAAUGAAAGACAACAUAGAAAACAUUUGUGUAACCAUUAAGGACUGACUAACAGCAAGAGCAACAACAGAAAAAGCGCACGUACAAUUAAAUUUAGUUUAAAUAAUAAAAAUUACAA